Bolinopsis microptera is the source of this 2524-nucleotide messenger RNA. Its product is annotated as mRNA-capping enzyme-like. Gene Ontology annotation, molecular function: protein tyrosine/serine/threonine phosphatase activity; ATP binding; mRNA guanylyltransferase activity. The transcript is spliced from 6 exons. Bases 6 to 1853 code for a protein of 615 amino acids. The record is from RefSeq and is a predicted model, not a curated record. Lineage: Eukaryota; Metazoa; Ctenophora; Tentaculata; Lobata; Bolinopsidae. Gene Ontology annotation, biological process: 7-methylguanosine mRNA capping; dephosphorylation.
AGCCAAUGAAUCUGGGAAAAAGAAAGUCAAGUGGCCAGAAUGACCCCCCUCCCCGCUGGCUGCACUGUCCCCGGAAAGGAGCCGUCAUGCCUCUCCCUGCCAAGUUCCUACCUCUCAAGACACCUCUAGACUCCACUUUUAAUGACUCCGUACCUGAGGAAUGCAGGUUCAGUCCUGGAAUGUUAGUGGACGGGGUGGAUAACUUGGGGUUAAUCAUAGAUCUUACCAAGACGGACCGAUUUUACGAUAAGACUCUGUUUGAGGAGGAGGGAGUAGAACACGUAAAGAUAAAAUGUGCUGGGUUCGGGUCCGCGCCCAACAAGGAGCAAGUCAAUAAGUUCGUCAGUAUUUGCAAGAUGUUUUGGACUAAAAACCCGCUCAAAGUAAUCGGUGUUCACUGUACACAUGGUUUCAACAGAACCGGAUACAUGAUAAUAUCUUACCUGGUCCGAGAACAGAGUGUCAGUGUGGAAGCUGCUUUCCAACUCUUCAAAGCUUCCAGGGAACCUGGAAUCUACAAACCAGACUACAUUGACGAGUUGGCCACGAGUUUUGGGGAGGGAAGUGAGACCAUGUUAACUCCUGAUCUUCCUCCCUGGUGCUCUGAAUCUGAUGAUACUGAUCCAGAUAACCCUGGAGAAGGUUCAGAUGACAGGAAGAGAAGGCGGUUUGAUGACGGGACUGGAGUGAAAUUUAUGGCGGGAGUAUCUGACUCCAUUAAACCAGUUCCAGGUCACAUCUUGAAGGAGCUUCAACAGAAGUGUUGCCAUCUAGCAGGUAAGAGAGGUUUGGGUUUUGCGGGAUCACAGCCCGUGUCAUUGGACCACCGGAACAGAACUCUUCUGCAGCACAUGCCUUACAACGUUAGUUGGAAAGCAGACGGUUUCAGGUAUUUGAUGUUAAUAUUAGGAGAUAAUCAGAUCUACAUGGUGGACAGAGAUAACAACAUUUUCAAAAUACCUGCAAUUAAAUUCCUCUUCAAUCGCGAUCUCCACGCGCACAUAGCAGACGGUUCCAAACCCCUGACCCACCUAACUGAGACACUUAUAGACGGGGAAAUGGUGCUGGACAAGGACGGAGCCCAUACCAUUCCUCGUUUUCUUAUCUAUGACAUUGUCACGCUAAAUGGUAAAUAUGUGGGAGAUCAAAAUCAUGAUGUGCGACUAAGAAUGAUUCAGAAGGAAUUGGUAGAGCCGAGGAGGUUGGCUAUUUCUAAGAAUCUGAUUGACAGAAAUGCCGAACCGUUCGGUAUAAGGAACAAAGACUUCUGGCCGCUGAAUGCAUCAAAACUGAAAUGGCUGCUUGAUAAGUUCAUGCCCACUUUAUCACAUGGGAAUGAUGGAGUAAUUUUAACUCCAGUUAUGAAACCAUACACUGUAGGAACCACUCACGAACUGUUAAAAUGGAAACCGGGAAACCUCAACUCAGUCGAUUUUUUGUUACAUGUAGAGGAAAACAAGCCCAGACCUGGCGAACUGAAAGAAAAAGUUGGGAAACUCUUUGUAGGUGGGUUAGACCAGCCGUACGCGGUUGUGCGUGCCACCAAGAAAAUCAGAGACUUACACCGGCGCAUUGUGGAGUGCGUGUGGCGAAAUAACACGUGGGAUGUUAUAAGGGUUAGAGAAGAUAAAUCCUAUCCGAACAGUUACCAAACAGCUGUAAAUGUAGUGGAGAGCAUCAAACACCCCAUCACUCAGGAUGGUCUCCUCCACUUUAUAGAUAAGAGUGGGUGGAGGCUGCCUUCAGCUCCUCCUCCUAACAUCCCGCCUCCUGUUCUUAAUGGGGAUCAGAAGUUAAUGCCUCCUCCACCUGUGGGGAUGCCGACGUUGAAGAAAAAACCGGCUAACAUAUAGAGGAGUACGGGGCAUUGUUAAAUCUUAUAGUCUGAGUGGGGGUGCAGUUAGUCAGGGUUCUUGGUCUGUUUUGUCGCCCUUUGUCGCUUUGACACAUCUUUCAACUCGACAGUAGAAUUACUUUUUGAAAUCAAUUUUUACCCAAAUUACUCAUAGAUGACAGCAAAUUGUGCAGCGUUAUUUUUAAGACUUACCAAGAUUAUCUAACAUGCUCAAUUAACACUGUCACCCAAAAACACUGUAAAUUAAGUUGUUUAGACUAAAAAUUAUUUUUUGAAAAUUUAAUCUUUAAUAUCUAUCUGGGCCCAUUCGAAUGCUUGGUAAACCUUGAUUAGACUCAUUAAGGAGCCACCUCUUUUUUAGUAAAGACAGUCUAUUACCUCCUGUUAGAUUGUGGAAAUUUUGUAAUCUGUUGAUACACAGUUAAGGAUUGUAUCACUGAAACUACAUAACAUACCUCAAUCUGUUCCUCCUUGCCCUUGAAGAAGUCCUGUUUGUAACUUUGCAACUUCUAUAACUUGAACACAGGGUCAAUUAUCGAAACAUGAUGAUUUUUCAAUUUAUGUCAUGUGUUAUUCAUUCAAUUUACAUGAAGGUUUUAUGAAAUAUGAUAUUGAAUAUCAAUGCUAUUGUAUUGUACAUUUAUGAAAUUAUAUAAGUUUAAUGUCUUC